Molecule: messenger RNA, 874 nt
Organism: Salarias fasciatus (jewelled blenny)
Lineage: Eukaryota; Metazoa; Chordata; Actinopteri; Blenniiformes; Blenniidae
Product: 52 kDa repressor of the inhibitor of the protein kinase-like
Exons: 3
Coding region: 11-577 (188 amino acids)
Source: RefSeq, a predicted model, not a curated record
CGUUGAUGAGAUGAAGUACAGUUUCUCAGACAGCCACUUAAAAGCCCUGUCGGUGCUGUCGUUGCUGCCUUCUUGCAACCCACAGCCCAUACUGUCGGAGUCCACAAACAAGCCCUUCAGUGUCUACCUUACGGAUGUUCCUGAGCCCGAAGCAGCGGAGCAGGAAAUCAACACGUGGGCGGCUGUCUGGAGGGAGAAGUACCAGGAUGUCGCUCCACCGGCAUCCAUUGCUGAAACUUUAGUUCAUCCUGAGUCAAAGAGCCACCCAACCAUUACCUUACUGCUCCGGCUGGUGGCCGUCCUGCCCAGUGUCAGUAUGGAGUGCGACCUCAUGAAGACCACCCUGAAUUCAAUGAGGGAUCUGUUCAAGAACACUGUGUGCAAAGGUGACAGAAUAGCUCAAGUGAUGCUUCGCUCCCACUGCAACACACUACUGAGACUGCCAGAGGUCAUCGAGAAGUGUACGGAAGGUGAUCCAGAGCGGUCCGUGUUUGUCCCAGGUGAUGGGAACACUUCAAAGGCUAAAGCUGGACAGUGCAGGACUGUGCAGCUCAAGUGUAGCCGAGGAAGCCGCUGAUGGAGAGACGUCGGCGGAUGAACAAGUGAUACUGAAGGUCGUCCCAGGGCCAAGAACUGCAGUGUCCUUCUAUGAGCCACUGGUACGUGAGCAGAUGCUCAAGGAAUUAUGGGACUCCCAGUUCUUCACUUUUCUAACCGAGAAAGAAGUUGAAAUCGAUGGUGAGCUCUAUGUUCCGUUGUGCAUCAGAUACCUAAACAAAGAGGAUGUCCAGUGUGAGGAAACAUUGGCUUUUAUCCCCUUUAGCGAGGAUCCGGUUGCCCUCACAGAUUCGAUAGAGACUGCUCUGUCUGAGAA